Molecule: messenger RNA, 303 nt
Organism: Peronospora matthiolae
Lineage: Eukaryota; Oomycota; Peronosporomycetes; Peronosporales; Peronosporaceae
Source: the annotation of a GenBank genome assembly
AUGAAUGGUGGAGACAGGAGUCCAGCGACAAAGUAUACUAUCGACUCGAGUGAUACACGGAAUCGCUCGUCCAAGGAUACCCCAAACAUGCAUGAACUUGGAAAGGACCCGUUGACAUGGAGCUUCGUGAAGCUUUUGGGCGUGCACGUGAGUCGUGAUUUAGUCGAAUUCGGAGGUCUUCCAGCAAGUCAUGCGUGGCGAUUCAAGAUGUCAGGACUCUGGAGAGCACGUCUUCUGACAAAAGCCCAGUGCAUUGGAGUGGUCAUUUCCACCGUGGAGCGAGCGGAUCGAGGUGAGACCUAG